Penicillium brevicompactum is the source of this 1962-nucleotide messenger RNA. Its product is annotated as MATE family efflux transporter. Gene Ontology annotation, molecular function: antiporter activity; xenobiotic transmembrane transporter activity. The record is from RefSeq and is a predicted model, not a curated record. Lineage: Eukaryota; Fungi; Ascomycota; Eurotiomycetes; Eurotiales; Aspergillaceae. The transcript has 2 exons. Gene Ontology annotation, cellular component: membrane. Gene Ontology annotation, biological process: xenobiotic detoxification by transmembrane export across the plasma membrane. Bases 1 to 1962 code for a protein of 653 amino acids.
AUGGGUCCUCGAAACAUCCGCUCGGAUUCCGAGCAUCAAACUCCAUUCGGUCGCUCGUUCACCUCCAGCUCGCCAAUUGCCGCCUCAGCAAUCGCCCGAGACCUCGCCAGCUACAGUGAAGACGAUCAAUCCCCAAGAGAUGGAGCUUCUCCCAGCUCCACCGCAUACCCGGUUGGCAGCUACAUUAGCAACGCGCGCUCGCUAGCCGGCUCAUACCGUCGACCCUCCAAUUUCACCUCGAUCAGCCAUGCGACCAUCAUACCCUGGACCGGAGAACAGCAAACAUUGUCUAAGAGCGAGCACCAGCAAAUGAUCGAGGAAGAAAGACACCUUUUGAGCGAUAAUCAUGUCAUCCCGCCCGAGCACGCCCAUGGCAAGCCCCACGGCCUGCAGCACAAAGUGAGCGGAUUGCUUUCGGCUGCAAUUGGCCAAGGCUCUUCCUCCCGGCGACCAAGUCGCUCCCAGGGAUCGAGAAGUCGGCCUUGCGAGCUCGAUGGCGCAAGCGAAAACACUGCACUUUUGCGGGAAACGAUGGACUCUGGGGAGUCCGGAAGUGAGAUGGGCUCGGAAGAGAUCGACCGAAAAUGGGACGAAGCUGUUGCAGCGGGGCGGAUUCAAACCACGUGGCAGCGGGAAGCCAAGGUUAUUGGGAAAUAUUCAUUGCCGCUGAUGGUGACUUUCCUUUUACAGUAUUCCCUGACAGUGGCGAGUAUUUUCACCAUCGGACAUUUGGGGAAGGAGGAACUAGGAGCUGUCAGCCUGGCGAGCAUGACUGUGACAAUCACUGGAAACGCAGUAUACUCCGGCUUGGCGACUAGCUUGGAUACCCUCUGUUCGCAGGCGUACGGCUCUGGGAAGAGGAAGCUGGUCGGACUGCAGAUGCUGCGCAUGGUGUACUUCCUUUGGAUUAUCACUAUUCCCAUCAUGGUGCUUUGGUACUUCUCCGAACAUAUCUUGGCCAAGAUUGUGCCUGAGACCGAGGUCGCGAAGAUGGCUGGUCUUUAUCUGAAGGUUGCUUUGUUGGGCACACCCGGCUUUGCUUGCUUCGAGAGUGGCAAGCGGUAUCUUCAAGCGCAGGGUGUAUUUUCGGCAUCUUUAUAUGUCUUGAUUGUCUGCGCGCCGCUGAACGCGUUCCUCAACUGGUUCUUCGUUUGGAAACUUCAGUGGGGAUUCAUCGGUGCGCCCAUUGCCGUUGUGAUCACGGAAACCCUUCUUCCAAUCUGCCUCUUCAUUUAUGUUUAUUUCUUCGUUGGAUCCGAGUGUUGGUGUGGGUUCAGUCGACGUGCGUUCCAGAAUUGGGGCCCAAUGAUUCGACUGGCGCUUCCGGGGUUGAUCAUGGUAGAGGCGGAGUGCCUGGCAUUCGAAAUCCUGACACUCGCAUCCAGCUACCUCGGCACAUCCGAGCUUGCAGCGCAGUCCAUCCUGGCUACCAUCUCAAGCAUCACAUGGCAGAUCCCUUUCCCACUGUCCAUCGCGGGUAGCACGCGGGUAGCAAACCUGAUCGGUGCCACUUUGGUAGAUGCAGCAAAGACGUCCGCGAAGGUGAGCUUUUGUGGGGCUGUCAUUGUCGGGUUGUUCAACAUGGUUCUUCUGUCGACCUUGCGCUCGUACAUUCCCAGGCUCUUCAGCUCUGACCCCGAAGUUGUGGACAUUGUGGCACAGGUCCUGCCUCUCUGUGCGGCCUUCCAGCUCUUCGAUGCAUUGGCAGCCAAUUGCAAUGGUAUCCUUCGUGGCCUCGGUCGCCAGGAGGUGGGCGGCUACGUCCAGCUUUUCCUGUACUAUGUGAUUGCGAUGCCACUCAGCAUGGGCACGACAUUCGCAUUGGGAUGGGGCGUUAUGGGUCUAUGGACUGGAGUAGCCCUUGCUCUUGGCCUUGUUUCUCUCAUUGAAGGCAUCUUCAUCAGCCGGGCUGAUUGGAAUCGUUCGGUCCAGGAGGCCGUCCGGAGAAACGAGCUGACAUGA